GGAGGGCACGUCGGCGCCUCGGCGAGGAUGGGAGUCCCCAGGACCCGGAGCUGAGCAGCCUGGCGCGCGGCGGGCAGGGCGCGCAGGACAGAAGCCUCGCUGUUCCUCCGGGAGCCCAACACCGUUCCCGCGCGGCCACGAUGAUCCCUCCGAGCAGCCCCCGCGAGGACGGCGUGGACGGGCUGCCCAAGGAGGCGGUGGGCGCCGAGCAACCGCCCUCUCCUGCAUCCACCAGCAGCCAGGAAUCCAAGCCCUAUGGAUGACGUGAACUGAGUGGUUCUUGACCCAGAAAACCAAAUGAACUCUUGAGGAAUCAUGUCCAUCAAAAGUUUAGUUGGCCUGUAGUGCUGAGAGCAACACAAAUGAUUCUGCACAGUGACACUGACUUGAAGAUAUCUUGUAUCCACUCCAUCCAUCCACGUGCAUCUUGGGGAAAAAUAGAGGAGGCAAGUCAUGCAUUAAAUUAUCAAGGUAAUAUAUUUCAGCUCCAGAAACUAAAACGAUCACUUUCUUUCAAGACCAAGAGUUUACGGAGCAAAAGUGCUGACAACUUCUUCCAGCGAACCAACAGCGAAGACAUGAAACUGCAAGCACACAUGGUGGCUGAGAUCAGCCCCAGCUCCAGCCCACUCCCUGCUCCAGGAAGCCUGACGUCCACACCCGCCAGGGCUGGUCUGCAUCCAGGUGGCAAGGCUCAUGCCUUUCAGGAAUACAUCUUCAAGAAGCCCACUUUCUGUGAUGUCUGCAACCACAUGAUAGUGGGAACAAAUGCUAAGCAUGGACUGCGCUGCAAAGCCUGUAAGAUGAGCAUCCACCACAAGUGCACAGAUGGCCUGGCACCCCAGCGGUGCAUGGGCAAGCUGCCAAAGGGGUUUCGGCGUUACUACAGCUCCCCCUUGCUCAUUCAUGAACAGUUUGGCUGCAUUAAAGAAGUUAUGCCCAUUGCCUGUGGCAAUAAGGUGGACCCUGUCUACGAGACCCUCCGCUUCGGCACCUCCCUGGCCCAGAGGACAAAGAAGGGCAGCUCCGGCAGUGGCUCUGACUCACCUCACAGAACCUCUACUUCAGAUCUUGUGGAGGUUCCUGAGGAAGCCAAUGGGCCAGGAGGCGGGUAUGACCUAAGGAAACGCAGCAACAGCGUGUUUACAUAUCCAGAAAAUGGCACUGAUGAUUUCAGAGAUCCAGCGAAGAACAUAAACCACCAGGGAUCUCUUUCCAAAGACCCAUUACAGAUGAACACCUAUGUUGCCUUGUACAAAUUUGUACCACAGGAGAAUGAAGAUUUGGAAAUGAGGCCAGGAGACAUAAUUACUCUUUUAGAGGAUUCCAAUGAAGACUGGUGGAAAGGGAAAAUUCAAGACAGAAUUGGCUUCUUUCCAGCCAACUUUGUUCAGAGACUACAACAAAAUGAGAAGAUUUUUAGAUGUGUUAGAACCUUCAUUGGGUGUAAGGAACAGGGGCAGAUAACACUGAAAGAGAAUCAGAUCUGCGUGAGUUCUGAAGAAGAACAAGAUGGUUUUAUCAGAGUCCUCAGUGGAAAAAAGAAAGGCCUCAUCCCCCUUGAUGUACUAGAAAACAUCUGAUUGCUGGCUCCUCCUCCGUUUGCAGUAGGCAAGCUCUGCUGCGAUGCCUCUGCCUCAUCUCACACUGCGUCAACCCAAAGGAGCUGCCGCACUGACCCAGCCCCCCAGGAAACAGUGAGACAAGAAUCAAGUAUCUGAGACUGUGGAGUAAUAGCCACAAAACAGAGGGCCCACUGCACAGCAUAUCCAGGCUGCCACAGGUGGGGACGAGGCUGAGAGAGUCAGCAGGCAGAGCCAGAUGCCAUGCUUGGCAGCAGCAGUAGGACUAUAAACCACAGCUGUCCCCCAGGAUCCCACUCCUUUCCUGUCUGUGUGGUGUAAGUUAACACACUGGAGUGUGCUCCAGUUUGCAGGGUAGCCCAGUGCAAGGUUCAGAUCCAUGUAGCUAAGUAUUAUCCUGCUUCCAGACCUAUGUCACCAGUACCAAUCAGUCAGUGUCAUCACAUUUCAGGCCCCAAGCAAUCUCUGUGCAAAGCAUCAGAAAGACCUGCUUCCCAGCCCCCAGCAUUCCAGUGCUCUCCAGGCUUCCUCUCUUUGUGAUUGUGCUGUCCAGAGUGUCCAGCUUGUUCUUUCUUUCUCUUCAGUCCUCUGAGUACAUCUGGUGGUGUGCAUUAGAUGUGAGGGCUAUGUUGACAUGGCAUCACCUCCAAAGACCUGACCUGCCUAAAGACUGAUGACAGGCCAUCCUUCCUGCUGUUCUAGGUACUGGCCUGGGUGACAGAGCAGGACAUGAGACAUAGAUACAGUGGGGAGGAGAAGUGGGGAAAGGUGGAGCAGAGAGUUCUUACUUAUUGAAGAUUAUACAGCCCUUUCGGUUAUGAAGUCCCUGCUUGAAGGCAAUGGACCUGGGGAAGAGACUAUCACAAAAAGUCUCCAUUUUCAUUUUACAUCCUCUCUAUUGGAGGCAGCACUUUUCCCUCAUGCUGUCCUAUAGGACUCCACUUUGAAGGUUGUGCCUACGUUGCAGGGAACUAGGAACAUGGAGGGGAACCAACAACAGCAUCUUAGAAGAAAUGUAGCCAAAUUGGAGUCCAUUCUUCUUUAGGGCAGUAUAUGAAAUCCUAGCAGAUGUAAAAUGGAAAAGAAUCCUAAUGCUUCUUCCUUCAGAAAGUAGAGGAACUAGGGGCCCAAUUAGCAUCAUCUAGGGGAAUCUCUAUUACUCUGUACUUAUACUAAUGUUUACAAGAAUGCAAUAUACUGUGAUGCCUUCCUACUCAAGCCUCCUAGCAUUCAAACUUCCAUCCUAUUAGUCAUUAACAUGGUUAAACUUCAAUUCACAAUCACCUUGGAAUCAAUGUCAGUUUGAUUUAUUUUGUUACAGAGCAAUAAAAUCAUUAGAACAAUGGUUUUUAAAAGACUUAAGUGGAUGCAUCCUAUGCAUGUAAGCAUUAUUUCCCAAACCAAAGCAUCAUUCAUCUCCAUUUAUUUCUUUUGUUCCCGCUCAGUGUGAAGUUGGGAACUGAGAGGGGAUGGCUGCUGGUUUCACAGAAGUUUGGAUGCCUUACUCUUAUCUUAAAGCCAGCAUCCAGAAUUUCCUCCCUCUCUGAUGCCACAUGCAAAACCAGGUGUACGAUGUCAAGAUGGAUUCUUUGAGAGCCAGGGUAGAUCAUAUGACUGCCUUUCUGUAAAAUUGGAUGCCUAGUACAAAUGCUCUUUGCCUCUAAUUCAGUAUUCCAUUUAAUAAAAACAAUACAGUGGCUGGAAAGGAGCAUCAGAAA
Homo sapiens (human) is the source of this 3301-nucleotide messenger RNA. It is a transcript of the gene STAC, whose product is annotated as SH3 and cysteine rich domain. The transcript has 12 exons. The coding region runs from base 363 to 1583 and encodes 406 amino acids. Gene Ontology annotation, molecular function: transmembrane transporter binding. Gene Ontology annotation, cellular component: cytoplasmic side of plasma membrane; sarcolemma; plasma membrane. NCBI's taxonomy places the organism in Eukaryota, Metazoa, Chordata, Mammalia, Primates, Hominidae. Gene Ontology annotation, biological process: positive regulation of protein localization to plasma membrane. The record is from RefSeq and is a predicted model, not a curated record.